This is a messenger RNA of Salvelinus namaycush (lake trout), 4057 nucleotides long. RefSeq names its product BAH and coiled-coil domain-containing protein 1-like. Gene Ontology annotation, molecular function: chromatin binding. NCBI's taxonomy places the organism in Eukaryota, Metazoa, Chordata, Actinopteri, Salmoniformes, Salmonidae. The record is from RefSeq and is a predicted model, not a curated record. The coding region runs from base 1 to 2967 and encodes 988 amino acids. The transcript is spliced from 13 exons.
AUGACGAAAGACGAAGAAGAGGAAGGAAGUUAUGACAGUGACGAAGGACAAGACAUCAAAGCACAACCCUCCCGAGACGUCUCUUCAUGCUCCACUGUGACUGGUCCAUCCCCCUCGUCUGUCGUCAAGCUGGAGGCCAAUCAGAAAGCCCGGAACAAAAAAGAGAGGCAGGAGCUUUACGGUUCCCAGAGUCUGUCCGGGGCAGAGGGAGAGGUGAAGGUGAGGAAGAGGGCCCCCUGUAGGCUUGGCAUGGUCACUGCAGCCAAGAAGCACCCAGAGUACCAGGACCAGUCAGAGGGGGUGAGGAGGGCCGGUGGACCCAGGCCCCAGGAGCCUCGCCGGGAGAGCCUAGGGACCAGGGGCAGCCUCUACCGGAGGACCAUGGGGCCGGUCACCUUCCCCACCACCAGUGAGAGGCUGAAGAGGGCCACACGCAAGAGCACCAUGCUGAGGGGACCCAUUAACAAGAGGAGAAGUUGCUGGUCAGGCGGUGUCCAAUCACCUCAGAGUGACGACAACACUUGCAGGGGGAGGAGGAUCCGAAACAAACAGCCCAAGGGCCGUGCAGUGAGCCGUCUACUAGAGAGCAUGGCGGCGGACGAGGGCUUUCAGAUGGACGAGGAUGAUAGCAGCUUCUCCGAGGGGGAUGAGGACAGUAACCCGUCAUACCCUCACAACCCCAGGAGUCCACUAGCAGCCCCCAGCUGUGUCCUGACCCAACAGCUGCUGACAGAUGGACUCAGGGUGCUGAUCUCCAAGGAGGAUGAACUUCUGUACGCAGCCCGGGUCCACACACUGGAGCUGCCUGACAUCUACAGCAUUGUUAUUGACGGGGAGAGAGGAAACCGCCCCAGAAUCUACUCACUGGAGCAACUGCUGCAGGAAGCGGUCCUGGAUGUGCGUCCAGAGACAGAGUCGGUGCUCUCUGAGGGGACGAGGGUGUGUGCCUACUGGAGCGAACGCUCUCGCUGCCUAUACCCAGGCAACAUACGCCAAGGUGGUUCUGGGGAGGAGGGGAAGCAGGGAGGUGUAAUGGUGGAGUUUGAUGAUGGAGACAGGGGGAGGAUCUCCCUCCUAAACAUCCGCCUCCUCCCCCCGGGCUACCAGAUCCACUGUGCGGAGUCGUCCCCUGCCCACCUGGUGUCUAGCGGCCGGGCGGCUCGGAGGAGCUUCAGUCUGGAAAAAGCCCCGCUGAGUGAGAGAGUCUCGGAAAGACAGGCCAGCACAGAGCCUGUCAGGAGACGACCAGGGAGACCCAAAGGUUCAGGGAAGAAGAAGAACCUGUCAGACAGCAGCAAUAAGAACGCAGCCCCUCUGCUCAGCUGGCCGGCUGUGGCCGUCCCCAGGAAGAGAGCCUGUGAAAAUCUGUUCCAGCUCAACGGGACUCCCAGGAAGGCCCUGAGGGGGACGAGGGAGGCCCACCUGUUCCCCCUGCCCCCGGCCCCUGUCUCUGCCCCAACCAAGGGCCUGUUCAGCAGCAGCUCCUUCGAGGUUGACUCCUUCAGCAGCAUCGCUAACGGCUACUCCUCCUUCUGUAGCACCCAGCCCACCGGCAUGUCCCUGGGUUCCAGGACCGGGCCCUAUGUCCAGAGACGGAGGCCCGGCGAGGUUCCACGGAGCAGCAGGAAGAGCGGUCAGGAGUUCCUGGUCAAACUGGAUCACGAGGGGGUGACUUCACCCAAGACGAAGAACAGCAAGGCCCUGCUGCUGCUGGGCGGUGGUUCUGGGUUCGGGGCCAAAGGCGUGGGCGGCCUCCCCAGGCCUGAGGCCUACUCCCACCCAGUCCUGCUGGUCAAGGACAACAGGAAGGCAGGUUCUGCCUCGAGGGCUGAGCUCCUCCUUAAGGGUGCCCCUCCUCCACAGAGGAAGGCUUCUCCCUCCCUGUCUAUGGGGGAGUACGGUGUCGGCGAGCUGGGUCUCAGCUGCCAUCGGGACUGCCACAGCUCCUACUCGGACCUGGACGACGAAGAGGAGGAGGAGAGGAGGAGGAGAAGGGCGGCUGCGCUGGCCACAGCAGCCUCUGGAGGCCUGAGGACGGCGGGAAGCUUUCUCUCGCGCCUCUCCGUCUCAUCCUCUUCCUCUGGUUCCUCAAGUUCAUCCAGCUCAGGCUCCAUGUCCAGUUCCAGCCUGUGCUCCUCGGAUAACGACUCGUCCUACAGCUCGGAGGAUGAGGAGAGCUCCACGCUGCUGCUACAGAGCUGCCUGUCCUCCCACCAUGGCCUGCUGCAGUCCCCUGAGCCCCCGGCCCCAGCCGGACCCCACCAGGGCCAACAGUCCUUCGUGGCCAAGGCCGUGGCCGUAUCCAACACCAAGGGAGGAGGAGCCACCAACGACCACAGUGCCAACAACAAGCUUCUCAAAAGGAAGGAGUGCGGCAGCUCGUCCCCCUCCAAACCCCCCAGAGACCUGGUGAAGAGGCAGAGGAUUAUCCCCGAUGAUGCAGGACCAAGACCCAAGAUGAACACGUUCCUACCGGGAAGACAGAUGUGGAGGUGGUCGGGGAACCCCACUCAGAGGCGGGGGCUGAAGGGGAAGUCCAGGAAGCUGUUCUACAAGGCCAUCGUACGGGGAAGGGACGUGGUGCGAGUGGGCGACUGUGCCAUGUUCCUCUCUGCCGGCCGGCCCCACCUACCCUACGUGGGCCGCAUCGAGAACUUCUGGGAAUCGUGGAGCUCCAGCAUGGUGGUGAAGGUCAAGUGGUUCUACCACCCAGAGGAGACCAAGUUGGGCAAGAGGCACCGCGACAGCAAGCACGCUCUGUAUCAGUCGUGCCACGAGGACGAGAAUGACGUCCAGACAAUCUCCCACAAGUGCCAGGUGGUGAGCCGCGAGGAGUAUGAGCACAUGGCCCGCGGCCAGAAACUCAGCAGCAGCGUGACCACCCAAGGCCUGUACUAUCUGGCUGGCACCUACGACCCUACCAGCGGUCAACUGCUCACUGCUGAGGGGGUGGCCAUCGUCUGCUGAGCUGAGGACAUCUUGUCCUUAGGAUACUACUGAACCACCCAUCUGAUGGGAAAUGAAGGUGAAGGUCCCCGCAGCUUUGCCUGAAGGUGCCCAUGGCCUGACUCAGUCCGUAGGAGGGUUCCCAGAUGGGUUAGUCCUGGAGGAAGUGAAGGUCAAGGUGCCUGUGGCUUUGCCUGAAGGACCCCUGGCCUUAGUCAGUGCUGACUAGUGGUGGACGUCAGGGCCAAGGCAGGGCUGUCCCCUGUCUACACUGGAUAUCUCAACACACAUGGCUGCUAGACUGGGGUCUAGUUAGAAGAAGGGGAGGAGGUAGCCAUUCACAGCAGUGAACCCCAUUCUGCUCACACCCUCACUGGGUAACUGAAGACAAAGAUCUGGGUCCUGAACAACCAGGAUCCAGGAGGUCAAUGAGACCAGACUGACUUUCCAUUGGUCCAACUUAACAUCUCUUUAGUUUAGACUGAGGAUGUUAUGUUUGAGGGACUGUUUCACACCUCAUCUUUACACCACUCACCCAUCAUAGGUCACCAAAUUAGAGCUGAACGUAGGCUUGGAUUGGACAGUUCAAGGCACCAUUAGGUCCCUCCGGAACAGGCCUGUGGUUGCCUCAUUUCAGCUGAGUGCGUGAGUGAGUGAGGUAUGGGAUGUACUCUCCAUAGUUCGUCUUCGUGAUUCCAGGGAUGUUAAAAUAUGUAUAAGAUAUCGAUGAUAAAGAUGUAAAUAUUUGGAAUAAUUUUUCCAGUCAAGCCAUACACUUCAGUACCUCUUGUCUCUCUUAUGGAUCAGGUGUAUACUGUACAGGUCAAUUAUCUGUUAUUUUUGUUGUUGUUGUUGUCUAUAUGUAUAUAACAACUAUUUUAUAUAGAAGUAUAUAUGAAAGGUAUCUUUCCAUGUUUUUUUAUUGAUUUAUUUUUCUAUGAGGGGUGAAUAUGGCUCUUUGUGUUUUUUUUGGGACGAUGAGCUGAAGAUGUAAAAGUGUUGCACUACAUAUGCCCUGCUGAGACAGACAGACAGACAGACAGACAGACAGACAGACAGACAGACAGACAGACAGACAGACAGACAGACAGACAGACAGACAGACAGACAG